GCUAUCCGGAGCACACAUGGCUUAGAAGUUCCAUUAAGCCAUAAGGGAAAACUGAUGGUAACCGAGGAAUAUAUUGAAUUUCUGUUAAAGAUAGCAAAUCAAAAAAUGGAGGAAAACAAGAAGAGAAUUGAAAGGCUUUAUAACUGCCUACAGCAUGCUUUGGAAAAAGAAAACAUUACUAACUCACGUCCCAAAGAGAAAAUCAAAGACAAAAAUAAAUCAUCAUAUACUCGUAAGAAGAAAAGAAACCCAGAAGAAGCACACAGCAAAUGUUUUACUGAAGAAAAUGUUAAAGAAUGUGAAAAUGAUGAUGACCUAGGAAUCAGUGUUACUAUCUUCCCUGAAGAUUACUAAGAUUCGGUCUUGGUAGAAUAAUGUUUCUAAUAGAUAAUACAAAGCUGCUCUUUACAAGAGUAUUUUAGUUUCUUGAGUAUAUGAGCCAUUCAGAAAAGCAAGAUUUAUUCUUUCUCUAUAUUUAGAGAAAUCCUUAGCUUUUUUAAAAUAGCUCUGUAUAAUAUUUGCUCAUUAAAUACCAUCUGUUUUAGUCACAUAGAGAUUCAUUGCAAAAAUAAAAUUGACUUUUUAAUGCCU
Leptonychotes weddellii (Weddell seal) is the source of this 591-nucleotide messenger RNA. The record is from RefSeq and is a predicted model, not a curated record. Lineage: Eukaryota; Metazoa; Chordata; Mammalia; Carnivora; Phocidae.